Molecule: messenger RNA, 360 nt
Organism: Strongylus vulgaris
Lineage: Eukaryota; Metazoa; Nematoda; Chromadorea; Rhabditida; Strongylidae
Source: the annotation of a GenBank genome assembly
AUGUCUGACUCAAUCUUUGAAAUUUUGAACUUUCGACCUUCUUUGAGUUUAAACAGAUUCUACACAGAGCUCAAAGAAGCUGGAAAGAACAUAGAAAUUGUACUAGUGUCCCGAGAUCGCGAAGCGGAUGAUUUGAAGGAGUACCUUACGGAACAUUGCGGUGGUUGGGUAGCUAUUCCAUUCGGCGAUUCUCGUAUAGUGGAAUUCCUUGCCAAAUACGAAGUACCAACGAUACCUGCAAUGAGAGUGCUAAAACCGGAUGGAUCCGUACUUGUCGCAGACGCUCGCGUUCAAGUACAGGAGAAAGGACGUGAAGAUCCUGUGAAGCUUUUCGAAGAGUGGGAAGCUAUGUUGAAGUAA